AUGGAAGAGAAGGACCCCAAAGACCCUGGAACUGGCCUUCAAAAAAAGAUAUCAAAAAAAGGUCGCCAUCCCAUCCAAGCAGCGAGUGGUGCUGAAUUCCAGGAAAGAGCUGUGCCAGAGAUCUUGGUUCAGGACACUGUGACCACAGAUGUACGCAGCCGAUGCUUCCGGCAGUUCUGUUACCAGGAGGCUGAUGGACCCCGAGAGGUUUGCAGCCGGCUCCAUGAACUUUGUAAGGACUGGCUGGAGCCAGAGAGGCGCACCAAGAAGGAGAUUGUGGACCUGGUGAUCCUGGAGCAGUUCCUGGCCAUCCUGCCGCAGGAAGUGCAGGGCUGGGUGAGAGGAUGCGGGCCAGAGACCAGUUCCCAGGCAGUGGCCCUGGCUGAAGGUUUCCUCCUGAAUCAGGCAGAGGAGAAGAGGCAGGCACAGCAGAUGUGGGGAGGAUCCGUGAAGGUGGAAGGAAAGUUCUCUGAGGCAGAAGGAGCUCUGUCAGAGGAAGGUCAGAGGGCACAGGCCCAGGAGCAUGCCCGAGAGGCCCUGUCAAGUGGCAGUGAAGACAUUUUGUUGAACCGUUUUCUUUGCAGAGAACUGGAAACAGCAGCUCCACCUCUGGUCCAGGUAGGGGGGGAAAUGAACGGGGAAUAGUCAGGGCCUUUGCUCCAUUCUCAGGGAUGCUUUUGCUCCUGUUGUCUGAGGAAGAGAUGCAAAUUGAUAGCCAACUGCUGGAAUGGCAUCAAUUCAACCUACGAUGAGUGCUUGUGUUUUCUCUUAAUAAUGCAACUUAUUCUUAGGAAUGCAACUUAUUCACAGUGGAAAAAAAAUAUGUAUUACAGAAACUUGACAUUCAAAACAACAUCAUAUAAUACAAAAACCUUACAUCUGCCUGAGGCUAUACCACAGGAAAAAGACACUGCUUAAGUCAUCUGAAAAAAUAUGGAUGGUGUCUCUUCCUCAGUAACUUUUUGUAUGGCAUAGACACUCAGAAUCUUGGCAGAAUAUUGUUGGUCUUAGCCUGCUUUAUUUCCUAUGGUUCACUGAAGAAGGGAGACCAAAAUGAGACAAUUAUCCAGAAAUCUUGUGUGAACUUGAGAAUUUGUGAACUUUGGAUUGAAUUUCUGAUUCAGCAACUUUGUACUUUGUAUCUGUUAACUGAGUAAUUUUGAUGUUGUAACUCUGUAUUUUAGACUUACAUCCCUUGAAUGACACAAAACUUGUAAAGUUAUUGAUUUUUCAGGCAAAUGUAAGAUUUUUGUAUCAUGAAAAUGUUGUCUUGAAUGACCAGUUUCUGUAAUCUCUAUAUUGUUCACUAUGAAUAAGUUACGUUAUUAAGAGAAAA
Heteronotia binoei (common prickly gecko) is the source of this 1336-nucleotide messenger RNA. RefSeq names its product zinc finger and SCAN domain-containing protein 23-like. The record is from RefSeq and is a predicted model, not a curated record. The coding region runs from base 1 to 645 and encodes 214 amino acids. The transcript has 3 exons. NCBI's taxonomy places the organism in Eukaryota, Metazoa, Chordata, Lepidosauria, Squamata, Gekkonidae.